Molecule: messenger RNA, 11081 nt
Organism: Diabrotica virgifera virgifera (western corn rootworm)
Lineage: Eukaryota; Metazoa; Arthropoda; Insecta; Coleoptera; Chrysomelidae
Gene: eRF1
Product: eukaryotic peptide chain release factor subunit 1
Exons: 8
Coding region: 322-1632 (436 amino acids)
Biological process (GO): cytoplasmic translational termination
Cellular component (GO): cytosol; translation release factor complex
Molecular function (GO): translation release factor activity, codon specific; sequence-specific mRNA binding
Source: RefSeq, a predicted model, not a curated record
UUUGAAAUUAAAUUUAAUCAAAAUUUGGUGGACAAAAUAAAAUCCCAAUUUUCAAAUUUUUGUUUUUUAUGACAGAUAUCUGAACUGAAUUAUCAAUUGGAUAUGCCAAAUCACCUAAACAGAAUAUUGUUCUUUACCUGAAUUUACAGUUAAGGCCGUGAAUAUCCAGUUAAAACCAGUUGGUUUCAGUUAAUAACUAGUGAAAAGUGACUUUCCUGGAUCCUCUUGUUGAUCAGCUAAGAGGCUGACACCACGCCAUUUUGCUUUGAGAACACGUUUUUGGAUUUUAUAUACAGUAAAUUAGUCUAUUAAUUUAUCAAAAUGUCUGGAGAAGAAACAUCUGCCGAUAGAAAUGUUGAGAUAUGGAAAAUAAAGAAACUUAUAAAAAGUUUGGAACUAGCAAGAGGGAAUGGAACAAGUAUGAUCUCACUUAUAAUUCCUCCAAAAGAUCAGAUAUCUAGAGUAAGCAAAAUGUUAGCUGAUGAAUUUGGUACAGCCUCUAAUAUUAAGUCUCGAGUAAAUAGACUUUCAGUUCUUGGUGCUAUCACAUCAGUCCAGCACCGUUUAAAACUAUAUACCAAGGUCCCUCCUAAUGGAUUAGUCAUUUACUGUGGAACUAUUGUAACUGAUGAAGGAAAGGAAAAGAAAGUAAACAUAGACUUUGAACCAUUCAAACCAAUUAAUACCUCAUUGUAUUUAUGUGACAAUAAGUUCCAUACAGAAGCCCUGACAGCAUUAUUGGCAGAUGAUAAUAAAUUUGGUUUUAUAGUUAUGGAUGGUAAUGGUGCAUUAUUUGGUACACUACAAGGAAACACGAGGGAGGUACUUCACAAGUUUACUGUAGAUUUACCCAAGAAACACGGUAGAGGAGGUCAGUCUGCACUUCGUUUUGCCCGUCUAAGAAUGGAAAAACGUCAUAACUAUGUUCGAAAAGUAGCAGAAGUAGCUACGCAAUUAUUUAUAACAAAUGACAAACCUAACAUAGCUGGACUCAUCUUGGCGGGUAGUGCCGAUUUUAAGACUGAACUUAGUCAAUCUGAUAUGUUUGAUCCAAGGUUACAAGCUAAAGUAAUCAAACUAGUAGAUGUCUCGUAUGGUGGUGAGAAUGGAUUUAAUCAAGCCAUCGAAUUAGCAGCUGAAUCACUUCAAAAUGUAAAGUUUAUUCAAGAAAAGAAACUGAUAGGCAGAUAUUUCGAUGAAAUUAGCCAAGAUACGGGGAAAUACUGUUUUGGAGUUGAAGAUACCCUUAGGGGCUUGGAAUUAGGUGCUGUAGAAACACUAAUCUGUUGGGAGAAUUUAGAUAUUCAGCGAUAUGUAUUGAAAAACCAUGCUACGGGUUCGGAAACUAUACUGCAUUUAACUCCUGAACAAGAAAAAGAUAAAUCACAUUUUUCAGAUAAAGAGACUGGUGUAGAAUUGGAAUUGGUGGAGUGUCAACCUCUUCUUGAAUGGUUGGCGAAUAAUUACAAGAACUUCGGUGCCACUUUAGAAAUUAUUACAGACAAAUCUCAAGAGGGCUCCCAAUUUGUUCGAGGGUUUGGUGGAAUUGGAGGAAUACUACGGUACAAAGUGGAUUUUCAAUCUCUACAAGCUGAUGAACCUCUUGAUGAUGUAGACCUCGAUGAUUAUUAAGGUCUACUUUGCCCUGUCUCUACGAAAUUGAAGGUUUGCUCCGGUACAAAGUAGACUUCCAAAGUUUACAACUAGACGAUAUGGAUAACGGCGAAGAAUUUGAUCUAGAUGAUUAUUAAAUGUAGAGACAAAUUUGUAGAAAUUUUCAUUUAAAACAAUGUGGGCCCGUUAUGUAAUAAACACGUGUAAAAAGUAAAUGAUGGCAAUAUACUAAUUUAUCCUAAAGGAGUAUAAUAUGAUGUGCUUUUUUGUAAUAUUAUUUCCAAAUUUAUGCUUUCACAAACUUGAAAGUUUAUUCCAUGAAAAGUUUUAACUAUAUCAUUAAAUUAAUAAGUAUUAUUGAUUAAUUUUAUUUAUUGAUUAAUCUAUGUUAGUAAAAUGUACAAAGCACAAAGAUAAAGAUAGUUAGGAUAACCCUUUACACCAACUGAAAGUAUAGAAAUUUCCGGAUUGUUUGGUACGGCAACAAACAAAUUCACACGAAAUUCCAAAUUUGAUAAUGUCUACUACAGUUGAAGAUGACAAUAGAUAAUUCCAGACCACGACCUAUACGCUCAGAAAACAAUGUACCAUUACAAAACGGCUGCGAAAGCCUACAUUCAUACUUGAUUCGUAUACAUACUGUCCAUGGGCGCUCAUACCCAUGGGCAGGGUAGGGGGCGUGGCCCCCUGGCUUUUCGGGUGCUUUAAACUAUAUGUCGUUAUCCAAAGUAUACAUACCUAAGGUAAUGUGCAACAUCUUCACGUCUGCCCUCCCCCUAAAAAUUUUUAUAUGGGCGCCCGUGAUACUGUCCUAAGUUACACAUCCAUUUUUGUCCACGUGUGUGACCAGGAGCGCCAUUACCAACGGUUCCCAAGACUGAGAGUCAUAGCUUACUCGGAGCAGUAGGGAUUUAAAGAAGAAAAAACGAGCUAUGUACUUGUCAGUGUGUCGGAUCACACACAGAUCGGUUUAGUAGUUUGUAUAAAUUAUAUAAAAUAAAAAUGUAGAUUUGGAAAUAAUAUUACAAUAAUAUCGGAGUGAUCAUGUGUUUUGUAUAAAUUAUAUUGUCUCAAAAAAUGUUUACCGAUAUUUAUUAUUUAAUUGUUAAAAUUAUGUAUGUAUAUUGCAAGUGUUUAUAAUUAAUAGUGAAAAAGACCAGUAUUUCUACAGUGGCUUGUUUUUUUCAUUGGUUUUUAUAUAUUUAGAACAGAAUAUUUUUUGUACCUAUUUACUUUUUUUUGUUAACGAGGUAAUAAAUCAGGUUUGGAAAUUCUUCAUUCUAUUUUAGUUUGUAACCAUUGGCAUUUUUUUGUUUUUAAAUUAAUAAAUAAUGACUUAUUCACACUUUAGUAUCAAUUAAUAAUUUAAUUUUUUAAUAUAAUAAUAAUAUUUAAUUUUUUAAUAUAAUAAAUUAAUAUUAUAUUACUAUCCUUUUGACGGCAUGAAGCCCAGUAGGUAAGAAAUAACGAUUUUGCGAAUUUCUUUGGCAAGAAUAAGUAGUUACAAGUAAGAGGUUUGGGUAAUAGGGCUUUUCAUUCACAGUCAUUUGUUUUGAGGUUCUGUCAUAUGUCGUAUAAAUAAUACGUAUAUAUUAAUAUUAUACACAGAUUAUACAACAUAUGACUGAAGUUCGAAACAAAUGACAAUCGAGGAAAAGCCCUAUUGUGCAUGAAAUACUUAAGCUGCCUGUAUGGAUGUAAGCUGAAGUAGUUUCAGGUAAAGUCCGUCCGCUCAACUCGGACGCAUUUUGACAGGUUCAGAGUAACAAACAUACAACACAAAAAUUCCUACCUUAUAGGACUAUUAACAGCAGAAAUAAACUUACUCUUUCAUUAAAAAAGAAUUAUUGGGAAUAGUGGGAACAUCGCAUGUUCCUAGGAAAAGUGUAAUAAAUCAAAACAGCAAAUUUUUUCAAGAGAAUAAAAACAAUUUUUGUCAAUUUUAAAAUGCUAAUAGAAGAACCAGAAGUGCAUUUAUAUAUACAGUGAGCACGUAAAGGUUGGAAUAAAUUCAUUUUCUCGAGAAUGGGCAAAUUUGGAAAAAAAUCCCGAAAAAGGUCGAUUUUUAUUGUGAAAUUAGGAUUUUUUUGGCAUAUAUAUCACACUCGUGACGUCAUCCAUCUGGGCGUGAUGACGUAAUCAAUGAUUUUUUUAAAUGAGAGUAGGGGUCGUAUGACAGCUCAUUUGAAAGGUAAUUCAAUUCUCUAUUUAGUAGACUAAACAUUAUCAUAAUUAUUUACACAGGGUGUCCAAGAAUCAUUUUUUUAAAUUAAAUCAAUUAAGACAAAAAGAAGAAUGUAUGUAAUUUAUUUAAUUCAAAGUAGCAGCAAAAUGUAUUUUGAAUUAAAUAAAUUACAUACAUUCUUCUUUUUGUCUUACUUAAUUUAAUUCAAAAAAAUUUUUUUUUGGACACACUGUGUAAAUAAUUAUGUUAAUGUAUAUAUUAUUGAAUAGAGAAUUAAAUAACCUUUCAAAUGAGCUGUCACGCGACCCCUAUUCUCAUUUUAAAAAAAUCAUUGAUUACGUCAUUACGCCCAAAUGGAUGACGUCACUAGUGUGAUAUAUAUGCCAAAAAUUCUGAUUUCAAAAUAAAAAUUGACCUGUUUCGGGAUUUUUUCCAAAUUCGCCCAUUCUCGAGAAUAUAAAUUUAUUCCAACCUUUACGUGGUCACUGUAUAUUCAAAUAGCGUCAAAUAGAGAUUAAAAUGAUUAUUCCUUAAUUUGCCUUAACAAGUCUUUUUGUGAAACAACAACGGUUAUCUCAAUAACAACAGUUUUUGAGAUGAGUCAUUUGUUUAACCCUCGUAAGGCGGUGCUUAGAUUCUUACGUAAACGACGGUGCGGGGUGCAUUUGCACCCCAUCCGUAUAUCCAUUUUUUUUAUGUGAACGUCGGGAAAAUUGAUUUGAAAGAUAAUUAGAACUUGUUUAUUAUACUAUGAAACAUAAUUUUACAAAAAAGUACUCAUUUCUUGUUAAAAAAAAAAUUAUUAUCGUUGCAAGACAAACACAUGAAAUUUUUCACACAUGGGUGAGCAACACAAAGUUUUUGUACGCAAUGCAGUUAUGCCGGGACUUUCGGUCUUUUUUCUCUGACAUAAGUAACACUGACCUUGUCCCGUAGCUCUAUUAGCUCCAGGUGGAAGAUCAGAAACGUCCAAUUCAGGAUAUUAUGACAUUUUCAUCAUUUGCACCCUACAGUCAUUUUUCCAAAAAAGCACAUAAACGCAAAGAGUUUUAAAUGCUGUGAUGGGUGGAAUGCGUUUAGAAGUGAAUUUAAUGCGAAUAAAAAAAUGGACAAAAAUCAAAAAAGAUACGUGAGAAAAACGAGGUCUGGGAUGCACCUGCACCCCGCACCGCCUUACGAAGGUUAAACAUUUUUGAUAUGUUACAGUUUUCUUCAAAAAAUAGAGUAACGACACGAAAUAUCUUACUCAGAAAAUAUGAAACAAAAGUCUAACUCUUCCAAACUAAACAGCAAUAACUACAAAUAUUACAGUUUUCGGCGGAUGUAAAGUGGAAAUAUUGGCAAAUAUUCCGAUAAUAAAAGUAUCAACUCGAAAUGUUACACUUUUAGCGGGAGAACACGAAACUAAAGUUUACAACAAUUCUAAAAUAAAACGGUAAUAACUACAAUUAUUACACUUUCGAACUAAUUGGCUCUGCCAAAGCCAUUUUUCAAAGAAAAUACACUUUUGAACGGAAAUACAGCGGAGUGCCGCAAUGCAUAACACGAUAACUGCAUUUUAUUACUGUUUUCAUCGGAAAAUGCUGAUGAACCUGUCCGAGGAAUAGUGAUUCUUGUGCCAUCUAGGCAACAACGAUUGAACUUAAAUCAUUACAGUUUUCUCAGGGGAUAGUGCAUUCGAUAUACAAUCCAUUCCUGUAAGUAGAAAAGUGAAGGUAGAAAAAAUUUGAUUUACUACACUUUUCUUCUUGACGUUUGAUGUGGGUAUACAGCAGUGUUUGCAUAAGUUGAAACCAUUCGGGAAACUUUUUCUAUUAAUUUUACGAAAAAAAGUUUUCUUCAUAAAAAGCUCUGCAUUGUCUAAAACCUAAGAGUGAACCCUUAGAUAUAAAAUUUUAUCAAUCUUGUAUGAGGUAUUUUAAAAAAUAUGAACGUCGCUCAAGGGUAAAGUACCGCUAUAUUUCACAAUAUCGAAUAUUGUUAUAUAAGGUUUGUUCCAACACAACGAAAAACCGUUAUGUAACGUUACUAUAAAAUAAUACGUUCCAUGGGUUAUUUUGUUUACUGCGCAGUUUCGUGAUCGUCACAUGACGGUUUUUCGUUGUGUUGGAACAAACCGUAUGAAAAGUUUUAUGUGUUUCUAAUUAAAAAAAAAUUGCAAAUUUUUUGUCUACGUAAGUUGAAAUCAUGUGGGAAACUUUUUUAUUAAUAAUUUUACGAAAAAAAGUUAUUCUUUAUAAAAAGUUCUUUAUAUCAAAUUUUAUCAAUCUUAUACGAGGUAUGUCAAAAAAUAUGAAUGUCACUUAAGAGUAAAGUACCUCUAUAUUUCACAAUAUCGAAAAUUGUUAUUAUGGAAAGUUGUUUGGAAUUAAAAACUAUAUUAUAAUUAGCAAUUACAUCUUUCUAAUUGAAAAAAAAACAUCUGCAAAUUUUGUGCCUACAUACAAUGGCAAGGACUAAAGCAGGGAGAUGGGCUGGCCCCAACAUUGUUUAACCUGACACUGGAGUAUGCGGUUAGGCAAAUGCAAACUGGAUGAGGAAACCUGACCAACCGAACGGUUCAACUGGCCGCUUAUGCCGAUAAUAUUAAUAUUAUGAGUAGAACAUCAACAGGAGCACAGGAAACAUACGCAGAGCUAAAAACACAAACAAAAAUGCUAGGUCUGGAAAUCAACACAGAAAAACAAAAAUAAUGACUCAGACGAGACGAAAUAUAGUCCCACAAAACAUUAUACAUGAAGAUGGCAUUGAAACGGUUGGAAAGUUUACAUACCUGGGAGUAGAAAUAUAUGCCGACGGAUCAAAAGAUGGAGAAAUACGGAAGAGAAUAACGCAGUCAAACAGAGCUUAUUUUGCCCUCUCCCAUAUAUUUCGGUCUAAGAGUGUCCACCGAAAUACAAAGAUGAAAAUCUAUAAAACUUUAAUUCGACCAAUAACAUGCUAUGGCAGUGAAGCCUGGGUCCUGAAAGAAACAUCCAAAAACAAACUCGACACAUUCGAAAGGAAAGUACUGAGGAGAAUACUAGGACCUGUGAGGGAAAACGGAAUCUUCAGAAGUCGAUACAACAACGAACUUGAUCAACUUUAUAAGGAAGCAACCCUGUCAGACUUCAUUAGAAUACAAAGAUUGCAAUAGGCCGGACAUGUGAUAAGAAUGGGAGAGGAUAGGCUACCAAAAAGAGCACUGAAUGCUAGAAUGCAGGGAAAGAGACCGGCUGGAAAGCGCUGGGAAGACACAGUAAACAGCGACGCACAAGCCCUAUUAGGAGUCCGUGUAUGGAGAAGAGCAGCCACAGACAAGCAAGGGUGGAGGCCAAGGCUCAAUUUGGGCUGUAGUGCCGUAGAAGUACAAUUCGACCGACGAUAGCUGACGGGUGACUUUUAGCGAAAAUACACAAUACAAGGUCAGCCGCCAGGUCUCGCUUGUCGGAUUGUAAGUUGAAAUUAUGUGGGAAACUUUUUUACUAUUGAUGUUAUGAAAAAAAAGUUAUUCUUCAUAAAAAGCUCUACUGCAUGACUUAAAACCUAAGAUACAAUCAUCUGAUAUCAAAUUUUAUCAAUCUUAUACGAGGUAUGUCAAAAAUAUGAAUUUUGCUCAAGAGUAAAGUACCUUUAUAUUUAAUAAAAGAAAAGUUGUUUGGAAUUGAAGACUAUGUUUUAAUAUGCAAUUAUAUCCUUCUAUUUAAAUGGUUAAUUUUCGGUAUCUGCUAGGGUUUUGAAGUAACAAACCUUACGUUGCGCCCUUUCAAUCUGUUUCAUCUGGGAACUAACGUCGUUGGGAGGUAAGUAAUAUUUUACAUUUUUUAUCCGUUUUUGUUGAAGAAUUAACGCCUUCAAGAUGUUCUGCUGAAGGAGAAUACUUCGGAUCGUGUAGACAGCGCUUAGAACAAAUCACUCUUCUCCAAUAACUUAACAUUUAGACUCGACUGCUCUAUUUGUCUAUCAGACGUCUUAAAAGUUUUUGGAUAUAUUGCAACAAGAAGUAAUGAUAAUAUUGUUCUGACGCUAUUUUCUUGCGACAUCUUAAUGCAAUUAACUGUUUUAAAAUAAGUUCAUUUUAAAGUAAAAUUCUGGCUUAUUCCCAAUAAUAAUCAUAAAAAGUAAUGAUAAUAUUGAGAUUUAUAAUUUCGGCAAAUGUUGAAGGUCGCAGAGGUGGCUCACACUCGAUGGAUCGAUCAAAUGCAGAAAGCCAGUGGCAAGUCAUUCUCUUAAUUCCAUAAAAGAUCGGCACAGAAGAGAAGCUAAUAGAAAGAGAUAAUUGCUCGUAUGAUACGAAAUGACGAUGAUCAGUAAUGAGGAAACGACUAAAGAGCAGAGCUGGGCCGGGUACUGAUAAAUUGUACUCGGGUACAGAGUACCGGGUACUUUUCAUAUUUGAGGAACGAGUACCGAGUACAUUGUUCAAAAAAAGUACUAAGAGUACAAUACAAUAAGUACAAUUACCCGAAUUUGUCGGGUACUUCUUAUUUCGAGUACAUUUGAGUAUAGGACCCGAAAUAAGGUAAGGUAAUAAUUAUCUCUGCAUCUCUAAACAGUUAUUUAUGAGUCAUGAAAACAAAAUAACGUACAAUUCCAACCUAAAUAAAAAAAUUAGAAUUUUAAAAAUUGAUCAUUGAUUAAUACAGUAAAACCUGUCAGUAAUGGUCACUAAAAAUUAAGGAACUGUUGGCCGAUAUAGAAAGGUGGAGGGUAUUUCCCGUUUUUGUAGUUCACAAAUACAUAAAAUAUAAUUGGAACUAACUUUGUUUAUUUUGUUAAUAAAAGCAAAUAUAAUUCUAUACAUAAACGGAAACUACUUUAAUAUCCUACCUAAACAAAACUAGGUAGGUACAGUCGGCAAAAUGAAAGAAUACCCAUGAACGAUCACAUCAAUCACUUAUUUUGUAUUUGCUGUCUUUUUCUAUAGCAGACGUUUGUUAUUUAUAGAAAAUACGUGAUUGAUAGAAAAAAAAACAGAUUGAUGUUAAGCUUUUUUAAAGAAUUUUUCAACUCACUUUUAUUUUUUUUAUCCUUUGAUAAUUUGAGUUUUUACAACACCAUAUUUUUCGGCCAACUUUUGUGAAUUCAAAUCAUACUUAUAAAUAGUGACAAACGUUUCUCUUUUACGACAUUUUAUUAUAGGAUUUUAAGAACCUUGUGACCACUGACCCGAUGCAGGUUAUUUAAUCUCCUAUUUAGGUAGAUACAAUAGGUCCUAUUAAUAAAUAGUACUGGGAAUUUUCAUCAACAAAUAGACAAAAUUAUUUUGGCCGACAUUUACAUUCAAUUUCUAUCAAAUGGGCUUUAAAAAUAUGUGAUUAUUUGACCGUGUCCGUAUUAUAAAGGUGGCCGUAAAUAGCAGGUCAUAAAUAAAUGGAUAUACAUAUAAUUGGUUUAAGGAAUUUUGAAACCGGCCGUAAGUACAGGUGGCCGGUAACACAGGUUUUACUUUAAUCAGUAUAACACCAGUCACACUCACUGAUUAAUUUUAUUGGCUUUAACUAAUUUUUCAAAGUUUCAUCAGUUCUUCAGAGCAUUUCUUCGAGGGCUAUUAAUUAUUAUGGCAUGAGAAAAUAGGCGUUUGCUUGACUUUGCAAAUGGACUGAUACUGAAAACGGCGUUUUGCUACUAAUUUGCUGUCCCACAUGCAACGACAAGUUUAGACUUACAAAAAGUACUCGUAUAAUAAACGCGGGUACCGGGUGUUUUACCCAUACGCUACGGGUACGAGUACCGAGUACUUUAUUGAAAAUGUACUCUGGUACACUGAGUACCCAAAAUGUACCUUAGAGUACAAAAUUCGGGUACUUGUACUCGGGUAUUUCCCAGCUCUGCUAAAGAGUCAUAUAUCGAUUUUUGUUAUUACAUUAUUUGCACAAUAAUUUAAAUAAAGACAUAUUAAAAGUUUAUACAUAUCAUGUAAAGGGGUUUUUUUGUUAAAACAAAAAUGCAGGAUGUUUCUGUCCAAAAAUAUAACUGCUUGUUCUAAUUUGGGCGACCAUGUAUACUUUUAACUUGCUAUACCCUGUUUUUAAACUAUGAGGAGUAAACUCAAAAGACAGAUUCACACACAAAUAAUGUCACUAGGAAAAAUCACCAUAUUCAUCUUCUUUUUUGGUUGAUCAUGUCGGCAUUGUAUACGGUGAUCAAUAAAUAUUUUAUUUUACUAAUACGUCGCUAACGAGUUCUAAGAACAACUGUUUUUAUAUAAAUGCAGACUAAGAAUCUAAAAAGUAAAGGAAUAACGCAGAAAACAAAAAAAUAGCCGGUUAAUGAAAAUAGUUUCUAUCCUUUUGGGAUCGGUACUCACCGGAGGGACCCCAGACGUUCGGAUACAAUUAGCGUCUCUUUGUAAAGACAAUGAAGUCUACUUUUCAAAGUAACAAGACAUUUACUCACUAAACACAUACACUACCUACACUAGAUAUCUAGUUGCAAAAUCAACUGUACCAUGCCAAUGGCCAUUAGUUGUCGAAGUAUUAAGCUAAAAAAACUUAUUGACCUAUAAAUUUUUAAUGCCAAUAGUGUCAAAAUUUCAUAAAUGUCAAUAGUUUAUAAUUUAGUAGAGUAGACUUACCUGGAGUUUGACCAAUUAUGAACAAGCAUUACGGCGCAGUAAAUUUGAAUUACUCCUAGUUUAAAAACGAGGUAUAGUAUUGUAUAUAUUUCUGCUAAAGAAAUUUGUAAUAUCGUUAUUUGGUUUUCUAGUAUGUUUCGUUUAUUUUCGCGUGACACAUCCGUAUACGUAGAGCUACUUUUCGUUGCGUGGUUUUACAGAAAAAAUUUUGAUUGUGUAGGAAUACUGGAUUGACGAACCAGUCGAUCGGAAUACAGUGAUGAGCGCGCUAAUAACCGGCAAAAUAACGCAAAAAAUGGAAAACAUAAUACAUGGUGAAAUAAAAAGAUGAAAAUUAUCGAUAUAAACGUAUAAAGCAACAUUACAUCCCACCUUUAGACGUCUGUGACAGUUGCCAUACUCCUCUGAUACGUCUAAAUGUGGGAAACUAUGUAAUGUAAUGUUAAUUUAUACGUUUAUAUCGAUAAUUUCCACCUCUACUAGUUUCAUCUCUUUUACUCCACAAUGUAUUUACAUUAUUAUGUUUAUACGUUAUUUUGCCGGUUAUUAGCGCGCUCAUCCCUGUAUACUACUUUCAUACUUUUGCGCUGAUUUACAGAUUUUGACAAAACUUAACUAAUCCAUCAGCAGCACAUCAGUCUCAAAAACAAAUCGAAAUUUCAGUUAAUACAUAUUUAUUGGAAUUGAUAAUUAUGGUGUAAAUAAAUACAGAAAUACGAAUUGGAA